Molecule: messenger RNA, 2365 nt
Organism: Mercenaria mercenaria
Lineage: Eukaryota; Metazoa; Mollusca; Bivalvia; Venerida; Veneridae
Product: cysteine sulfinic acid decarboxylase-like
Exons: 16
Coding region: 174-1811 (545 amino acids)
Biological process (GO): carboxylic acid metabolic process
Cellular component (GO): cytoplasm
Molecular function (GO): pyridoxal phosphate binding; carboxy-lyase activity
Source: RefSeq, a predicted model, not a curated record
AGUUUACCUUGUUAGCCUUCCCGUAACGAGGAAGUUUACCUUGUAACACAGUCGUGACAGUGGGAUUCAGAUAAUGUUAGCCUCCGGGAUCCUCCACGAAGGGAAGUAAUUCAAAGAUAAAACAUGGAUGUCAUACAAGAUACUAUUACCUGGUUGAUUAAAAGGCACGAGUGAUGUCCUUUUCAUUGGUCCGGAACACUGCCGUAGUACUUGCAUCACGUGUCCUCAGGUCACAUAUUAGACGUUCCUCGUGUCUAACAAGCUGCUAUUCUAUCAAAACAUCUGAAAAGUGUCACAGAUAUUUGUCAGCUUCUGUAACCAUGGAUAAAUCACAAGAACCUAACCUAGGAAAUGCGUUUGAAGACAGUGAAAUUCAAGCGUACAUUGAUGACAUUAAAAAUCUUAUCGUAGAGGAAGCAUUAGUGAAGGGUUCAGACAGAAGUACCAAAGUAGUUGACUUCAAACUACCCGAGGACCUAAAGAGUUUGCUUCCACUUGACAUCAGGAAGGAUCCAGCUAACCACAAAGAACUCUUGGAUAUUUGUAAAACAGUGAUAGACUAUUCCGUCAAAACAAGUAAUCCACGAUUCUUCAACCAACUGUAUAGUGGAAUAAACAUAUAUGGGUUGACGGGUGCGUGGCUGUCCGAUGCGCUGAAUACAAACAUGCAUACAUUUGAGGUGGCUCCAGCGUUCAUUGUAAUAGAGAAGUACCUAAUAGAGAAAUUGUGUUCCAUCAUAGGGUACAAAGCCGGGGAUGGUAUCUUUUGUCCAGGCGGAUCUUUUUCAAACAUUAUGGGCAUGAACUUGGCAAGGUAUAGAAGUUGUCCAGACUUCAAGAAAACGGGCAUGUAUGGCAUGAAACGAAUGAAGCUGUACACAUCAUCUGAAGCGCACUAUUCCAUGGUGAAAAGUGCAGUUUUUCUUGGCCUUGGAUCUGACAAUGUUGUUAGAGUGGAAACAGACGAAAUAGGGCGUAUGAAACCUGAAGAAUUAGAAAAGAAAAUUAAAGCAGAUAUUGAAAAGGGAGAAGACCCAACAUUUGUUAUGGCGACUUCAGGCACUACUGUUCUUGGAGCGUUUGAUCAACUGAAUGAAAUUGCUGAUGUAUGCGAGAAAUACAAUAUAUGGCUGCACUGUGAUGCAUGUUGGGGAGGCGGCGCUCUACUCUCAGAAAAACACAAACAUCUGAUGUCUGGAAUAGAAAGAAUGCAGUCAGUCAGUUGGAAUCUGCAUAAAAUGUCUACGGCGCCAUUACAGUGUUCGGCUUUACUCAUCAAAGAUAAGGGAAGUUUAGAAGAGUGUAACAGGUACCAGGCAGAAUAUUUGUUUCAGCAAGACAAAUUCUACGACAUGUCCUAUGAUAUUGGUGAUAAAACCGUUCAGUGCGGUCGUAAAGUAGACGCUUUAAAGGCGUGGCUAAUGUGGAAAGCCCUUGGAGAUGAUGGUAUGACUGCUGCUGUGGACAAAGCCUAUGAUAAUGCAAGGUAUCUGACUGAGCAACUAAGAAAGACCGAGGGAUUUAGACUGGUUAUGCCGGAGUUUCAGUGCACAAAUAUAGGCUUCUGGUACAUUCCGAAAUCGCUUCGUGGUCAAGAAGAGACGGCUGAAUGGUGGGAUAAAGUAGCAAGGGUUGCCCCUAAGAUAAAGGAGGGAAUGGUUAAGCAAGGGACGAUGCUGAUCGGCUACCAACCGCUUACAGUUAAAGGAUUUGUCAACUUUUUCCGCAUCAUAAUAAAUAACACUAAAUGUGACUAUUCGGACAUGGAUUUUGUUGUCAAAGAAAUUGAUAGACUAGGAAGGGAUUUAUAGAGAAAUGUGCAAGAACUAAAAGAAUAAAUGGAUACUGACAAUGUUAAGGAAAAGGAUAUUUGUCCAGUCAAUGUUUCUGUUUUGUCACCGCAGUUAAUGAAAAGUCUUGCGAUAUGUAAUUAUCAGACAUUUUUUUAUUCAGAAUAAUUCUGUAGAACACCAGGAUCUAAAUCAGAACAAAAAUCGUUGUUAUAUCUUUAAUUGAAUAAAUUGUAAUGUCCUGGUUGAUAAAAUGUAAAAAUAUGCAAAUAUAAAGUAUAGGGCGGAACCCUUUAGUUCCAGUUCAACGUCCAACCUUAUUUAAAUAAUCUCCUAAAACGCUUCGUGUUCUACUGCCACAUCCGCACGGAAAGAGGGGCAAGAAAGAAAUCUUUCAAAUAUUGGAGCUAAUUUAUAGAAUUGAAAGGAAUACUUGAAAAGGGAUAACACUACCACACAGUAACGGUCGUUUGACUUGGUUCCUCAAACCGGCUAUGAAGAGUGUUCUUUUUUUAAAUAAUAUUCGCAUGGGGAUUUUUAUUGGCAAUUUAUUCAGCAAUAAAAAUACCAUUAGA